Dromiciops gliroides (monito del monte) is the source of this 3524-nucleotide messenger RNA. It is a transcript of the gene C1D, whose product is annotated as C1D nuclear receptor corepressor. Gene Ontology annotation, biological process: regulation of gene expression; maturation of 5.8S rRNA. Gene Ontology annotation, molecular function: RNA binding; DNA binding. Bases 65 to 493 code for a protein of 142 amino acids. The record is from RefSeq and is a predicted model, not a curated record. Gene Ontology annotation, cellular component: nucleolus; exosome (RNase complex). The transcript is spliced from 5 exons. Lineage: Eukaryota; Metazoa; Chordata; Mammalia; Microbiotheria; Microbiotheriidae.
CGAGGUGGAGCUGACGUCAUCGCGUCGUCGCCGGCUUCCUCGGAGGACCGAGUGCCAGACAAGCAUGGCAGAAGAAGAUACUAGUGGAGAAGACUAUCCAACAGAAAUUCAUGACUAUCUGUCAGCGUUUGAGAAUUCCCUUUGUUCUGUGGAUGAAAUGCUAAAGACCAUGAUGUCAGUUUCUAGAAAUGAGUUAUUACAAAAGUUGGACCCACUUGAACAGGCCAAGUUGGACUUAGUUUCUGCUUAUACGUUGAAUUCAAUGUUUUGGGUUUACUUGGCCACUCAAGGAGUUAAUCCCAAGGAACAUCCAGUAAAGCAGGAAAUAGAUAGAAUAAGAAUAUAUAUGAACAGAGUCAAAGAAAUUACAGACAAGAAAACAGCUGCCAAACUGGAUAAAGGAGCUGCUUCAAGAUUUGUAAGAAAUGCUCUCUGGGAAGCCAAAACAGAAACAGGAUCAAAGUCUUCAAAUAAAAGAAAAAGGAAAAAGUGAAUUUUUGGUUUUGUUUGGUGAAUAUUCUGAAGUAUAUAUAAUACUUAACUUUUGGCCCCAUCCCUUCAAAAAUUGGUAGAAAAUGGAAGAAGAUUGUAUUGAAUUUCAACUGGAGAAACUAGGUUUGUGUUGGUAUGUUUUUCCUUGAAAUUUGUUACAUAAUGUGUCUUCCCCCCAAUAUUUUAAUUGAUUUUUCUAGCUCUUAAAAUUUGAAAUUUCAUAUCCAUAUUUUGCUAAGUACUAACCUGUAAAUUAUUACAUUUCAGCUUAUUGUUUUUAUAAACAUAUUUGCUAUUAUAAUGCUGUUAUGAAUUAUAAAUUCUGCAAGUGAAAUUCAGUGUUAUUAGUACAUCUGUUUCCAGUAUAUUGUGUUUAAAAAAAGGAUGAAGUGAUUAAACAUUUCUUUAUAGUACAAUUAUUAUGGUUAUGCUUUUUUUGUUUCUAUAAACCAGUGAUCUUUUAAAAAUAAAGACUUGAAAUAUACUAUUAAAACUUAAAGGGUCAUAUAUAGCUUAUGACUACAACAUCCAUUUUAAAAUGUUGGAAAUGUUAUUGAAAUAAGAGGUUUCAUACUGAGGACUGGAUUUUGAGUAAAGAAUCACAGAUUCUUUGACCUGGAAACAUCCCAGAUGUCAUCUACUUUCAACAUGCUCAUUUUACCAAUGAGGAAACUGCAUCUCAGAAGUGACUUGUUGCCAUUCCUAAAAGCUAGGGAUGUUAUCUUUAUGAUUUUAAUGAGUUUUUCGAGUAAGUUUUUUUCAGAUGAUUCAUUUAAGAUAGUCAUCUUAUUCAUAGAAAUUGUGCUCCAGAGGUUCCUGUGAAUAGAUAACCAUACUUAUUUGUUCUUGAUUCAAAAUACAGCUAUUCAAUCUCUCCUUUUUUUUUUUAAGUACUUUUUCUAUUCUUCCAGUUAAGUUUUUUAAGGUGUUACAUUAUGGUAAUGGUUGUAAGUGUCUGUAAGGCAGAAUCCAAACAGAGAGCUUAUAGCAUCCUUAUAAUUUGUCUCAUUUUGGUGGAACAUUUAUUAAUGAUAGUUCUGUAUUGAACUUUUCAAUAUCUCAUGAACUUUAAGCCCAUGAACUUUGACUGUAUAUUUCCAAUUAAUGCAAAUGUAAAAAACCCAUGCCAUCACAUACAGGAAUGCCAAGAACAGUAAAAUACUUUAAUUUUUGAGAAAGAAGAUGAUAUGAUUUCUGUGUGAUUAAUUCUCCAUAUGUAACCUUGAAUAAAUGGAUUUCUUGAUUUAUAGAAACAGAUAUUGGAAAUGGUCUUAAAAUGUAAUGGAUUUUGUAAAGCAUUUUGGGCUCUUUCUGUGACACGUGAUGAGGAAAGCAUUGAUGGAGGCACAAAUUCUGUUCUGGCUAUAAUGUCAGAUAAUUUGAAGAGUGGAAGAACAUUUAUAACUACUGCAUACUCCACCUGCAGCCUCUCAAAUAAAAUUAUUUUCUUUAAAAUAAUUUUGUGAUAAUAAUUAUUAUUAUAAGAUUAAAUGCAGCAUGCAUAGUUUUGUGUUGUCUUUAGCUGUUACCUAGUGGUUAUUUCUGAAUAUUUCCUACUUUUAUAAAGGCUGGAAAAAUAAAGGAAAUUAUUUGUCAUACAUGAAGUCGAAGUAAAUAUUUAUACAAACUCUUAGUUUUUUUUUAAACUCUGCCCUCCCUUUUUUUAUAUCAUACUUAUUUCCUGAUCUACCCUGAACUAUAUUUGAAUCCACCUUGUUACAAAGAAAUGAACUUAAGCAAAACUGACAGAGCAGCCACAUCUGACACUGUAUGAGCAUUCUGUUCUCUUUGCUGUCUCUCACUGAGAGGAGGAAUGUAUUUUUUACCUCUUCCUCCAAAACCAAGGUUAUUCAUUGCAAUUAAUCUGAAUUCAGCUACCCUUUUAAUGUCAUUUUCAUGUACAUCAUUGUAAUCAUUGUAUAUGUUAUCUUUUAUGAUGUAAAAUUAUUCCAUUAUAUUCAUAUAUUACAUAGUUCUUCCAUUCUCUACUUGAUGGGUACUCACUUUAUUUCCAGUUUCUGUUACCAUAAAGAGGGUUGCUAUUAAUAGUUUCUAAUAUGUGGGGCCUUUUUUUUCCACUAAUAGUUGACCUUGAAAUAUAUGCCGACUGUAGAAAUUGCUGGUUCAAAAGGUCCCUUUUUUUUUUUCCUAUAUAUUUUCAAGUUUUUUUGAAAAACAGUUGGGCCAAUUCACAGUUCCACUAAGUGUAUUAGCGUUCCUAUCAUUUCAUAGCCUCUCCUACACUGACUUUCUGCCUUUAUCAUCUUUGCCAUUUGGAUUGUUGUGAAAUGAAAUCUGAAUUUUAAUUUUAAUUUCUCCCAGUGACUUAGAACAUUUUUCAUGUGGUUGUUGGUCAUUUACAUUUCUUUUGAAAAUGAUUUGUACCUCUCCCCACUUACUUGGAAAAACUGUUGCUAUUUUUAAAUGGAAACAUUGUAGCACUGGUAGUUUGGAAAACAUUAAAUAAAUAGUUAUUAGAUGAAUUAUCAGUAUUUUUAAUAAUGAAAAAGAAAAGCAUUCUACAUAUUUUCCAUUUGUUUUUAUGACUCACUGGAUAUUUGUUGUAGAGGGGUGUGUGUGUGUGUGUAUUGAUAUUACAUAUCUAUAUGUACACCUCGGUUUGCCAGCAGUCUGUUAUUCAGUUGGUGAGAGAACUCUGUUCAUCAGCCAGAUUAUAUAUUACUUAGUAGUUAAGUUUUAGGGAGGUGUCUGUAGUUCAGAGAAAUUAAAUGACACUUGCCCAUGGUCACAUAGCUAGUUUUAAAUGUGGAAUUUGAAUCCAUGGCUUCUUGAAUCCAAGUAUGUCAUACUCACCUUGCAUGUAUGUAUGUAUAUACAAAUAUGCACACACAUGAAAAUAUUGCACAUGCCAAAUGCUUUAAUACAAGUGUUUGCUGUAUCAAUUAAGAAAAUUUCUACAUUUACCGCCAUACAACUGCUUAUUAGACAUUUCCAACUGGGUGUCCCCAAGACAUCUCAAACUCAGCAUAUCCAAAAUGGAACUUAUUAUGUUGUCCCCGAAAAUAAACCAU